AUGAUCGUUAUUACAGGAGCGGCCGGGUUUAUCGGUAGCUUUCUCGUCGGUUACCUCAACCGGCAAGGCUUUACAAAUCUUGUACUGGUAGAUGAUUUUGAUGUGCCAUCCAAACAAAUGAACCUCACCGGAAAGGAUUUUGCCAUGCAGAUCCACCGGGAGAAAUUCUUUGAAUGGUGCCAUGCAAAUCCAGGUAUUAUCAAGCAUAUCUUCCACCUUGGUGCGCGUACCGACACCACCGAGAUGGACUAUGAAGUGCAUAAAAAGUGGAACCUGGAUUAUUCAAAAGAAGUCUGGAAGAUUUGCGUAUCCCAGGGUAUUCCGCUGGUUUAUGCAUCUUCUGCGGCUACUUAUGGCAAUGGGGAACAUGGUUAUAAUGACGAUCAUACGGUGGUGGAUCAGCUGACGCCACUUAACCCUUAUGGCUUGUCUAAACAAGAAUUUGAUCAAUGGGCCUUACAGCAGGCAAGCGCUCCUCCUUUCUGGGCAGGGGUGAAGUUUUUUAAUGUCUAUGGUCCGAAUGAAUAUCAUAAAGGCCGCAUGGCUUCGGUGAUCUUUCAUUCAUUCUAUCAGGUAAGGGACAAAGGCAGUGUAAGGCUUUUCCGCUCACAUAACCCCGCCUAUACUGAUGGUGGCCAGAUGCGUGACUUUGUUUACGUGAAAGACGUAGUAAGCAUGUGUACCUGGCUGAUGACCCAUCAGCCGGAAAGCGGGCUGUAUAAUAUCGGUUCCGGCCAGGCCAGGACCUUUAUUGAUCUGGUCAAUGCCAUCUUUGAUACGCUGAACAUUAAUCCGCAAAUAGACUUCAUCGACACACCGGAAGAUAUUCGCGAUAAAUACCAGUAUUUCACGGAAGCUAACAUGGCUAAAAUACGCCAUGCCGGUUAUGACUUACCCUCUUAUUCGCUGGAAGCCGGCGUGCGUGAUUAUAUCACAGAGUAUUUGCAAGACAGCCGUUACUACUAA
This is a messenger RNA of Ostertagia ostertagi, 966 nucleotides long. The record is from the annotation of a GenBank genome assembly. NCBI's taxonomy places the organism in Eukaryota, Metazoa, Nematoda, Chromadorea, Rhabditida, Trichostrongylidae.